This is a messenger RNA of Bombina bombina (fire-bellied toad), 711 nucleotides long. Its product is annotated as cell surface glycoprotein 1-like. NCBI's taxonomy places the organism in Eukaryota, Metazoa, Chordata, Amphibia, Anura, Bombinatoridae. The transcript has a single exon. The record is from RefSeq and is a predicted model, not a curated record. The coding region runs from base 1 to 711 and encodes 236 amino acids.
AUGACACCAAGAGAUGCACCUAGUGUAAGCUGUCAGAUGACACCAAGUGAUGCACCUAGUGUAUGCAGUCAGAUGACACCAAGUGAUGCACCUAGUGUAUGCAGUCAGAUGACACCAAGAGAUGCACCUAGUGUAUGCAGUCAGAUGACACCAAGUGAUGCACCUAGUGUAUGCAGUCAGAUGACACCAAGUGAUGCACCGAGUGUAUGCAGUCAGAUGACAACAAGUGAUGCACCUAGUGUAUGCAGUCAGAUGACACCAAGUGAUGCACCUAGUGUAUGCAGUCAGAUGACACCAAGUGAUGCACCUAUUGUAUGCAUUCAGAUGACACCAAGUGAUGCACCGAGUGUAUGCUGUCAGAUGACACCAAGAGAUGCACCUAGUGUAUGCAUUCAGAUGACACCAAGUGAUGCACCUAGUGUGUGCUGUCAGAUGACACCAAGUGAUGCACCUAGUGUAUGCUGUCAGAUGACACCAAGUGAUGCACCUAGUGUAUGCAGUCAGAUGACACCAAGUGAUGCACCUAGUGUAUGCUGUCAGAUGACACCAAGAGAUGCACCUAGUGUAAGCUGUCAGAUGACACCAAGUGAUGCACCUAGUGUAUGCUGUCAGAUGACACCAAGUGAUGCACCUAGUCUAUACAGUCAGGUGAAACAAAAUAUUGCACCUAGUGGAUGCCAUCAAGUAAUUGUUAUUACUAAUCUAUGUUGA